Molecule: messenger RNA, 1705 nt
Organism: Apis laboriosa (Himalayan honeybee)
Lineage: Eukaryota; Metazoa; Arthropoda; Insecta; Hymenoptera; Apidae
Product: cholecystokinin receptor-like
Exons: 9
Coding region: 1-1635 (544 amino acids)
Biological process (GO): neuropeptide signaling pathway
Cellular component (GO): membrane
Molecular function (GO): neuropeptide receptor activity; gastrin receptor activity
Source: RefSeq, a predicted model, not a curated record
AUGAUGAAGUCGGCCACGAAUUACAACGAAACCGAUAUCGGCACGAUGACCAAUUAUUUUGGUAAUUCCGACUUGGAUCAAUCGUUCGCCACCAAUCUGCCCCAGCCAACAACUACGUCCCCCGUUUUGAACGUGACAACGUUGCCAACAGUGGCGGCCACGCAUUACGGCCAAACGAAUCUGCUCGAGAGUUUGAUAGUCCCUCUAUACGGAAUAAUAUUUCUCCUCUCCAUCGUUGGGAAUUCGUUGGUGCUGAUCACCCUGGCACGUAACAAGAGGAUGAGGACCGUGACCAACGUUUACUUGUUAAAUCUGGCGGUUUCGGAUCUGCUGCUCGGCGUCUUUUGCAUGCCUUUUACACUUCUUGGACAAGUUCUGAAGAAUUUUGUUUUUGGUAUAACGAUGUGCAAACUAAUACCGUAUUUUCAAGCCGUGUCGGUGUCUGUCGGCGUAUGGACACUGGUCGCCAUCUCUUUGGAGCGUUACUUUGCCAUCUGCAGACCACUGAAGUCGAGAAGAUGGCAAACACAGUUCCAUGCUUACAAAAUGAUUGCCGUGGUUUGGACGGCCAGUCUUACGUGGAAUGCGCCAAUUCUCGUUGUUUCGCGGUUGAAAAGUAUACGCGAUGGAAGACAAAAGUGCCGGGAGGAAUGGCCGAGCGUUGGCGCCGAGCGAGCUUAUAAUCUUUUCUUAGACGGGACCCUGCUUUUAGUUCCCUUAAUCGUGAUGAGCUUGGCUUAUUCAUUGAUCGCAGUGAAACUUUGGAGGGGAUUACGGCAGGAAAUUCGUCAGUCGUCGAAUUGUCAACAACGUCUGGAGAGGAUAGAAUCGGCGAGGGCGACGGUGAAGAAUUCCACGUAUGACAAAGGUGAUGGAGGGGCGAACACCACGGUCGUUCUCAAUGCUUGCGGCGCAUCCUCGAGAUUAAGGCGAGGAUUUCCCUCCUCCUCCCACGGAUACUACCACGGCUCUCCCCAGGGAGUGGCGUCUAGGAUACGGGUUCCGAGAAUGAAAGUAUCCAGUGUGUUCGGUGGAAAAUUAAAGGGAUCGGAUUUUUCCAAUGAAUCGAGAGUGCAGGCUCGCAGCAAUGGAAAUAAUUGUGUUUCGAGGGAUACGAAAGAUUCCUCCAACGAGGAGCAACAAGAUUCGGGCUGUCCAUUCAAUAGGCAACACAUUAUACGCAGCAACUACAUGGGCAAAAGUAUCGAAGCCAAGAAAAAAGUGAUAAGGAUGCUGUUCGUGAUAGUGUUGGAAUUUUUCGUCUGCUGGGCACCGUUGCACGUGAUCAAUACCUGGUAUCUUUUCGCGCCAGAUUUCGUGUAUUCGACCGUCGGCAGCACGGGGAUCAGCCUGGUACAAUUGCUUGCCUACGUGUCGAGUUGCUGCAAUCCGAUCACGUAUUGCUUCAUGAACAGAAAGUUUCGUCAAGCGUUCCUUGGCCUCUUCGAUUGUCACCGUUGUUGGAGAGUGGGGUGUAGAAACAGCGAUAUCGCGAUGGCGUCGACCAGAAAUGCCGCCCAAGCGGGGAACAACAGCGAGCUAAGCGGAAACGAAUCGGCAGUUUAUCUUGGAAAAGCUUCCCUCGCCACCAGAUCAGAAGUAGUACGGCUGUUGGAGGAGGAGGACCGCGUCUAGUAUAGGCAGAACGUGUGUUUCACUGAGAAUACGAGACCAAACGUUUCUUUGUCCCAUACCGGUAACGAGC